CCCCUCCAGAAGACGCUCUAUGGAGCCAAUUGACAAUCAUACCUAGAUAUUCUUCCGAACAGGUCGACCAGUCAUGGGCUGGUGGAAUAAUCUCUGGUCGUCGAACACGACCGACGAUCCAUUGCGCUCUCUCGACCCCAAGCUCCGGGAAUUCCUCGAGAAGGAAUCGCCCGUGAAAUACAGCGCCGCGCAGCAGCAACGAGAAGCCGACCAGGCCGCCAGGCCAAAACAGCAAAAAAAUGAAAACGAGAACAAGAACGAGGCGGGGGAGAAGAGUAAUAAGCCGGUAGUCCCGCCGCAGAGCCAGUUCCAAGACGGCCGGUACGCGCACAUCUGGAAGACGUACCGGCCGCUCGCCGACAUCGAGGCCGAGACCAAGAGCGACCACGAGAAGCUGAUGGACGUGCUGGAGGGCUACAAGGAGCGCAAGGGCCAGAUCGGGAAGGCGGCGCUGGAGAACUGCGCCCUGGAGCAGGUCGACUGGCGCAAGUGCAUGAACAACCCGACCAUCUCCGAGCGCAUGACCAUGUGUCGCGACCAGAUCAAGAAGUUUGAGCGGUGCUACUUCAUGCAGACUCGACUGCUAAAAGCCCUCGGCUACCUAUCGACCUACAACCACUCCCCCGAAACCGAAGAAGACAUCCAACUGCACGCCGACGCGCUGUACCAACGCCUGCUCUCGCAAGAAGCCGAGAUCGCGGCCGCGAAGCAAGAAGGGCGGCCCAUACCCCAAUUCCCGCCGCUGAUACCGCGCACACACCAACUGGCGCAACUACAACAACAGCGGCAAGAAGAAUUGACGGCGGAGCAGGAGGCGGCUAUUAUGGAGCGGCUGAAAAAGGUGCCCCAACAAGACCGUGCCGCGGAGGAAGAGGCUAUCCGGGCGGAGUGGCGGGCGAAGGACGAGGUCGCCUCGCAGGUCGAAGGGAUCUGGAGGAAGCAGGAUAUGGAUAGGGAGGAGCGGAAGCGGAGGGGCGAGGAGACGAUGUGGGAUAAGUUGAGUGGGGCUUUUCGUAGUAGUGGUGGUGGUGAAGGUGAAAAUAAGAGGUGACCUACGCUUCAUUUCGCUAUAUCGAGUAUACUACUAUACCUUACCCGAUGUCUACCUAUCUAGACACGAAGCUCAUGAUGGAUGAUAUGGGGCAUAAUGCAUGGUAAGACCUGGCUCCUGCGCUCAGUUGUUGAUCUACUGGAUGCGAUUGUAUCAUACUUGUUUAUACUGAACAGCCAUAUGCGUGUGUAUGUAUACCACGCAUGAUCCUAUGGGAUGAAAAAAAAGCAAUUCAAAUACAUAGAACAAGUCAUGUUAACGGAGUAGAGGCACAGCGCCUUUGCAGGUUAAAAAUCACCGCGAAUACUCUCACAUGUAUAGCGAAUAUUCAUUCAAACUUAAUCAACCAAGUUGGAAGAAGGUGUUGUUGUAAAAAAAUGUCAAAUAUUGAUAGAAUGGAGAGAAAAUAAACAAAAAAAUGAGUAAGGUCUCCC
Annulohypoxylon truncatum is the source of this 1485-nucleotide messenger RNA. RefSeq lists its product as uncharacterized. The record is from RefSeq and is a predicted model, not a curated record. Bases 74 to 1051 code for a protein of 325 amino acids. The transcript is spliced from 3 exons. Lineage: Eukaryota; Fungi; Ascomycota; Sordariomycetes; Xylariales; Hypoxylaceae.